AUGGUGGCCAGCUAUUUGUCUCAACUGCUAUUCGCUCUUCUCUGCCUGACAGAGUUCGUUCAGUGUCUUACCCCUGCACAAUGGAGGAGCCAAUCGAUCUAUCAAGUCUUGACUGAUAGAUUUGCUCGCACUGAUACUUCGACGUCCGCCUCAUGUGAUGUCAACAAGUAUUGUGGCGGCACAUGGCAAGGCAUAAUCAAGAAGCUCGACUACAUCCAGCAGAUGGGCUUCACAGCGAUUUGGGUCAGCCCUGUUGUGAAGAACAUUCGAAGCUCUGGUCAAGAUGGUGACUCCUACCAUGGAUACUGGGCUCAGGACAUCUACCAAGUCAACACAAACUUCGGAUCUGCUGCCGACUUGGUGUCCCUCUCCAAGGCUCUCCAUGAUCGAGGCAUGUACUUGAUGGUGGAUAUCGUGACCAAUCACAUGGCUUACGACGGAUGCGGUACCUGCGUCGACUACUCACAGUAUAAUCCCUUCAACCAACAGUCAUACUACCAUCCCUUCUGCCUCAUCAAUUACAACGAUCAGAACAGCGUCGAGAAGUGUUGGGCUGGUGACAAUACCGUAUCUCUGCCAGAUCUUAGAACCGAAGAUUCGAACGUCAGAUCUAUCUGGAACAGCUGGAUCACAAAACUUGUAGCAAACUACACCAUUGACGGUCUUCGUGUCGACAGUGCUAAAUCGGUCGAGAAGAGCUUCUACCCACCUUUCGAGCAAGCAGCCGGUGUAUAUACAGUUGGAGAGGUCUUUGAAGGCGACCCAAGCAAAUUCUGCGACUACCAGAACUACCUGGAUGGUGCCCUGAACUUCCCAUCAUACUACUGGAUUACUCAAGCCUUCCAAUCUACAUCCGGUAGCAUCAGCAAUCUCUACAACGGCAUCAACACCCUGAAGUCAUCAUGCAAAGAUACUACACUUCUGGGCUCGUUCAUGGAGAACCAUGAUGUUGUGCGUUUCCCCUCGUUGACAUCAGACUAUGCACUCGCAAAAAACGCCAUCGCUUUCACCAUGCUAGCAGAUGGCGUCCCAAUCAUCUACCAAGGACAAGAACAGCAUUUCUCCGGCGCCGGCGUCCCGAACAACAGAGAGGCACUCUGGCAGUCUGGGUACUCGACAUCUUCGCAACUAUAUCCGUUCAUCGCCACGAUCAACAAGCUCAGAAAACAGGCCAUUAAGCAAGAUACGGGAUAUGUUACUUACAAAGCAAACCCUGUAUACUCGGAUGCGUCUACCAUUGUGAUGAGGAAAGGUACAACUGGCUCUCAAGUCAUUGGUGUCUUUACAAACAAGGGCUCUUCUGGCAGCAGUUCAUUCACGCUUUCGUCAUCAGUCAGCGGUUUUACAGCUGGGCAGUCUGUCACCGAUGUCUUGUCUUGCACUUCCUAUACUGCAGACUCCAGCGGCAAUAUCGGCAUCAGUAUCAACGCUGGAAUACCAAGAGUCCUGUAUCCAACCUCAAAGCUCACUGGUAGCGAUCUCUGCGGUAGCUCGAGCUCUACUUCAGUUGCACCAACAACAGUCAAGACCUCCACAGUUGCAGGCGGCUGCAGCACGCCUACCGCUGUUGCUGUAACCUUUUCCGACAAGGUGACCACUCAAUAUGGUCAAACCAUCAAGAUCGCAGGCUCGAUCCCUCAACUCGGGUCCUGGAAUGCUGCAAAUGCCAUCGCAUUAUCAUCAGCUGGUUACACUACUAGUAACCCCGUUUGGUAA
Messenger RNA from Aureobasidium subglaciale EXF-2481, 1716 nucleotides. Its product is annotated as carbohydrate-binding module family 20 protein. The record is from RefSeq and is a predicted model, not a curated record. Bases 1 to 1716 code for a protein of 571 amino acids. Gene Ontology annotation, biological process: carbohydrate catabolic process. The transcript has 2 exons. NCBI's taxonomy places the organism in Eukaryota, Fungi, Ascomycota, Dothideomycetes, Dothideales, Saccotheciaceae. Gene Ontology annotation, molecular function: starch binding; calcium ion binding; alpha-amylase activity.